Molecule: messenger RNA, 2595 nt
Organism: Sporisorium graminicola
Lineage: Eukaryota; Fungi; Basidiomycota; Ustilaginomycetes; Ustilaginales; Ustilaginaceae
Exons: 1
Coding region: 1-2595 (864 amino acids)
Biological process (GO): error-prone translesion synthesis; response to radiation
Cellular component (GO): site of double-strand break; nucleus; replication fork
Molecular function (GO): DNA-directed DNA polymerase activity; damaged DNA binding
Source: RefSeq, a predicted model, not a curated record
AUGGCAUCUCCGAAGAAGGCCGCCCGCAGAUACGAUGCCCUUGCGUCGAACGCAAGCGGUGUGUUCGCCUCGACGCCUACCCCAAGCUCUUCCUCGGCACUCUCUUCAGAUCCGCCUGUCGCACCAGAUACAAUGACCCCAAACGAUCAUCUUCUGCCCGAUUUACCAACCGAAGACACUCGCAGCAGCUUGGUAGACAGAGCACCGUCCCUCAAAUCUCCGGAACCAACACACCAAGCUGCACCGUCUCACACAAAUCUAGAAAGCGCAGUGCACAGCUCGGGUCCACCGCCGUGGCCAACGAUCACAUACAAACACCUUUUGUCGGCUGGCACGCUCAAUCCGACCAACCCACUGCGUGUGGUAGCGCACUGCGACGUCGAUGCAGCGUACGCCCAGUUCGAAGCGUCUCGUCUUGGACUUGAUGCCACUGUGGUUCCUAUAGCCGUACAGCAGUGGCAAGGUUUGAUUGCUGUCAACUAUCCAGCGCGCGAUGCUGGCGUCUCACGAUUCGAGAGCAUCCCUGAAGCUCUCAAGAAGUGUCCAGAUCUGCACCUAGUCCAUGUCGCCACCUACGCCCACGGCAGCAACAAGGCCGACUACCAUCCCGAUCCCAAGCCUGAAACGCACAAGGUCAGCCUGGACCCCUACCGUAGGGAGAGCUCCAAGAUUCUGACUAUUUUCAAAAAGACGUGUCCGCACGGAGCUGUGGAGAAGGCGAGCAUCGACGAGUCGUACUUCGACCUGACCAUCGAGGUGCGCAAACUCAUGAUCGAGCGGUUCCCGGACUUGGCUCAGCCGCCCCUAGACGAUCCCGUCACGGGAUCCAAGGGAAUGGACCAGCCGUUGCCUCCACCACCGCGACUGGGGCUGAAACAAUGGAAGCAGCUUGGGUACGUCGUGCCCAAGUCGGGCGACGUUGGAAAAGCGACGGGGAUUGGGCGUCCGGAGAAGGCGGUGGCCAAAGGUGCGCUGCUGGUGGACGCGCCCAUUGGGGCUGGGAUUGUGUCUGCUCCUCUGCCGGAUCUGCCAAGCGACAGUGUCAAGCAGGCAGCGGAAGGUUCCUCCAACACAGAUGGCAAAGAGACAGAAGGCUCUUCGACAGACAAGCAAGCGCCGCCAUCAUGGGGCUCGGAACAAGAUCGUUUGACUGAUCCCUCGUCGUCUCAACCCGACGAUCUCGACUCGGAAGCCGCACUCUGGGAUCGCAUCGAGUAUGGUGAAACGACGUGGACCGACGUCGCCCUUGCUCUGGGCGCAGAACUCAUGAACCGCGUCCGCCAGAACGUGCUCGACGAACUAGGCUACACCACCUCGGCAGGUAUCGCUUCCAACAAGACGCUCUCCAAGCUCUGUUCGUCGUGGCGCAAGCCCAACGGUCAAACCAUCAUGCGGCCCUGUUCCGUCGCCAACUUUUUCUCUUCCCUUCCGUUCCAAAAGAUCCGCUUCCUCGGUGGCAAGCUUGGCCAUGCCAUGGGCGCCGAGUGGAAUUCGGCGACCGUCUCAGAUCUGUGGGAAGUAGGGCUGGACGAGAUGCAGGCCAAAUUCGGAGACGAGGCGCGUUGGGUGUACAAUGUGCUGCGCGGCAUCGACUACAGCGAGGUGCGAGAGCGGGUCAACAAUCAGACCAUGUUGGCGAGCAAGUCGGUCCGGCCUGCCAUCACCAAACCGGAAGAGGCGAUGCACUGGCUCGGCAUCCUGUCCACCGAACUGGCUAUCCGGCUGCGAGAGGCGAGGCAAGAACGGGUGAACUUGUGGCCUAAAACGCUGGUGUUGCGAUACAUUCGAGCUGGAUCUGUGCCGCGCAGCCGGCAGACGGCGUUCGCGUUUACUAAUCCAAACAAUCAGGACGAACUGGCCAAAGUGAUUCUCAAAAAGGGACAGAGGUUGUGGGAGGAGAGCCUAGGGGAUGCGCUGGGGUUGGGAUUGGGAUCAUCGGGCUUUGGCGAAGCCAAAGUGUUGACGAUUGCGUUGGGAUUUGGAGGCCUGGCAGAGGGUGAAGCCGGGCAAAGAGGCAUUGCGGGCUUUCUUGGAGCGGCGGGUGCCACAGCAGCGGCACCGACAACGACUUCAGCAACGACGACAAGGCUGGCAGCAGAAGCCGACUUGGAGGAACAUCCGUCGCCAACGAAGAACAAGAAGAAACGCAAUCGACUCGAUGCCAUGUUUGAAACUCAAACCAAACAGCAAGAGUCGCAGCAAGCACCAGCACCAGUACCAGCACCGUCGCACCCCUCGACGCACGAAAAGGCCCUGAACGAGCCGCAGCCAGAAGCCGUCACCAUGCAGACCAAGGCGGAGCAAGAGGAAAGUGAAUUAGCAUCGGGGCAAGCAUCGGAUGGGCAGGACGAUCCACAGUGGCGAUGUUCGGAAUGCUCACAGCUCAUCCAAGCGCCAUCGGGAUCGGCGUGGUUCGAAAAGCCAUACUUGGUCGACAAGCUCAAGGACGAGCACCUGGAUUGGCAUUUUGCAGUGUCACUCUCUCAAGCACCUUCGUCUUCGGCCGUCGCCGCUUCGUCGGCGUCGCAACGGCCCGCCGGUGUCGGUUCUAGCAAGAAGAAGCGUGCACUCGACAAGUUUUUUACGCGUCGUUGA